Ailuropoda melanoleuca (giant panda) is the source of this 6192-nucleotide messenger RNA. RefSeq names its product ST6 N-acetylgalactosaminide alpha-2,6-sialyltransferase 5 (gene ST6GALNAC5). The record is from RefSeq and is a predicted model, not a curated record. Bases 196 to 1182 code for a protein of 328 amino acids. NCBI's taxonomy places the organism in Eukaryota, Metazoa, Chordata, Mammalia, Carnivora, Ursidae. Gene Ontology annotation, biological process: oligosaccharide metabolic process; ganglioside biosynthetic process. Gene Ontology annotation, molecular function: alpha-N-acetylgalactosaminide alpha-2,6-sialyltransferase activity. The transcript is spliced from 5 exons.
GUUUUAAUUCUGUCUCUAAUCUCUGCAACAGCCGCGCUUCUUGGGUCCCGCGGCUCUCCUACCCACUCAGCCGCGGCCGGCGGCCGGGCGAGAAUCAGAGCCGCCCGCCCCCCAUCACCCACCAUGGAAACCCUCCAAGAAAAAGUGGCUCCGGACGCGUGUGCGUGAGGAUUCCUCACAAAAGAGGUGCCCAAAAUGAAGACCCUGAUGCGCCAUGGUCUGGCUGUGUGUUUAGCGCUCACCACCAUGUGCACCAGCUUGUUGCUCGUGUACAGCAGCCUCGGCGGCCAGAAGGAGCGGCCCCCGCAGCAGCAGCAGGCAGCGGCGACCGGCAGCGCGCAGCCGUCGGCGGAGAGCAGCCCCGCCCCGAGGCCCCGGGCCCCCGCGGGACCGCAGCCGCUGGACGGAUACCUCGGCGUGAGGGACCACAAGCCCCUGAAAAUGCACUGCAGGGACUGCGCCCUGGUGACCAGCUCUGGACACCUGCUGCACAGCCGGCAAGGCCCCCAAAUAGACCAGACGGAGUGCGUCAUCCGCAUGAACGACGCCCCCACGCGCGGCUACGGGCGUGACGUGGGCAACCGCACCAGCCUGCGGGUCAUCGCGCAUUCCAGCAUCCAGAGAAUCCUCCGCAACCGCCACGACCUGCUCAACGUGAGCCAGGGCACCGUGUUCAUCUUCUGGGGCCCCAGCAGCUACAUGCGGAGGGACGGCAAGGGCCAGGUCUACAACAACCUGCAGCUCCUGAGCCAGGUGCUGCCGCGGCUGAAGGCCUUCAUGACCACCCGCCACAAGAUGCUGCAGUUCGAUGAGCUCUUCAAGCAGGAGACUGGCAAAGACAGGAAGAUCUCUAACACUUGGCUCAGCACUGGCUGGUUCACAAUGACAAUUGCCCUGGAGCUCUGUGACAGGAUCAAUGUUUAUGGCAUGGUGCCCCCAGACUUCUGCAGGGAUCCCAGUCACCCUUCAGUACCUUAUCACUAUUAUGAACCGUUUGGACCUGAUGAAUGUACCAUGUACCUCUCCCACGAGCGAGGACGGAAGGGCAGUCAUCACCGCUUCAUCACAGAGAAACGCGUCUUUAAGAACUGGGCACGGACAUUCAACAUUCACUUUUUUCAACCAGACUGGAAACCAGAAUCACUUGCUCUAAAGCCUCCUGAGAAUAAACCUGUGUUCUGAGCAAUGAGGGUGCCAGACCAAAAUCCCAGGUACCUACCGUAUUAGACGCCAGGGCACUGAACUUCUGGAGCCACCAGACGCAAAAGAGGGACCGAAUCGGGAGCAGGGAACUCCUCAAUCAGCAACAUGUACAGGUGCCUCGGAGGCAUGACGACCAAGCAGUGCAGUUGGUUUGUAAGGAGAAAUUUCCAGAACUAAUACGUCCUCAUGAGUGUCACCCCUUGCAACAGGGGUUACCGUAGGAGCUAAACACCCAUGUCAAUGAUGCUGCCGUGGCUAAAGAACAUUCUGGAUCUUUUUAAGUAUUGCCUUCAAAACCGAAACACGAGCAACUCAACAAUGUUAGUUGUGUUCCUUUGUAGAAAUGCCACAUCGAAAGACGUUUUUCUACCAAGUUGUAUCCUAACCUGAUCUAUAACCGUGUCAUCUGUUGGGCGCUGUAUGUGUGAUUUGUAAAAAGCAGUCUGAAAGUAUGGACAUGAUUUCUGAAGAGCACAUCUCCACUGACUUUCAUAAAGCAAAUACCCAGUAUUUAUUUAUUAAGAGUUUUUAGUGUACUCUAGGCCAGUAUUUUUAUAGAUUAUGAUUACGUGGUAAUUUAUCCUUCUUAACUCUAACCCUGAAUGGUAGUUGGAAGACACCUAGAGUGGGGCCGGUGAGUCACUGGGUCCACGAUGCUCAUUGUUAGCGUGCGGUUGUCUUGGAAAUGUCACAUUGCGUUUCUUGAACCCUUAGGCUUCAAGAAGAGCAAUGAUAUUUUCUAACGUAAAGAAAUGCUCCAUGUGACAAAACUGGAAACCAAAAACUGUGUUAUUACAACAGAAAGACACUAACAAAAGAAACUUGAAAAUAGUUGUCUUUAGUAAUAGUUGGUGUACGUUACUUGGCAUAAACCCUAGUUUCCUCGUCUGAGAAUGAUGUCCUUGUACCAGAUGACAGUAUAAGUUUCCUUCUGAAUCUAAAAUUCUGUAAGCCUCUCAUUGACCCAUUUGAGGACUUUGCACUUGGAAUGCUGGGGUUUCUGCAGUAACAAAAGCCUGAUUUUAGGGGGUCUUUUUAUUCCCCUAUUAUCUAUCUCCUUCUGUGGUUAAAAACAUAAUUUCCUCACCAGUCUCCAUUGGCUACAGUCUACCCCCUGCUUUUCUGGUGUUUCUUGCUCCCAAAGAGGGGCGGGGGGAGGCCAAAAAAAAGGUAAGAAAGAGAGGGAGAACCUCUGUGGUGUUCCCUGGCUACAGGAGCAAGGAACAGCCCUUCUGUCAGUCUGUGAGAAGAGAACACAAGGAAAUUCCCUAUCGUACAAGUCAUUUAUCCUGUGAACUUUCAGACUCACUCAUUGCCAAGUCUUACAUUAUAGUCACAGCCAUUCUCUGGUCUGGAGGAGUAUGAAGGACUUAUUUUAUUCAGAGCCAAGAUAGCAGUAUGAAGGACCUUCAAUUAAGCAAGUGAUAUUCUUCAAAUAUAGUCUUUUUAAAAAUAUACCAGUGUUUUUAAAUUCUCCAAAUGACUUAGAAGCAUGUGUUUUUCCAAUGCCAAAUUCAAAGGCACCAGCAAGUAUUACGUAUGGAGACCGACAUUGUUUUAGAGAACAUGACCUGACCUGUGAUUAAAGAAGGUUUUUCACAUUGCCACUUCCUUUCCCUUUCCUCAGUUAGUACUAAGAUUCCAUUCCCUUGCACUAAUUCGUACUACUAAUUAUGUAGGGAGCUGUGGUUGGGGUGCAAAUGCAGUCUGGAUGUUUAUAUGACAGAAACAAAGUUGAGAUUAUUGUGGUGUGGCUUGAUCUGUGAAAAGCCAGUACAAUUGAAAUGUAUGUGUUCUUUAAACUUCCUCAUAGUUUUUAAAGAGACUGUAGAAUUUUAUUCCAACACAGUCUCUUCUGCAGCACGGACUCUGGACACACAAUGCUUUGUGAGCAUAUGCAAGAGAACAUGAAUUCCACGUGAUUGAUUUAUAGGGCACUUUACCAUCACUUGAGGACAUUAUGUUUUUCAGAUGUAAGUAGCUCCUUUAACAAGUUUUAUUUUUAUGGAAAAGCAUACUUUGGACCUGCAAAAAUGUAACUGUAUUAUCUAAUCUAAUAACAUCUCAAAUGCCUGUGUUAUCUCUAGGUUUUAGGAUUUGGUUUUUGUUUUUUUGUUUUGUUUUGUUUUUUUAAAAAGAUCAUAUGAUAACUCCAUCUUUUUUGUAAUGUCUUCCUCCCUCCCAAAUACUCAAAAGAGUGUAAAGCAACCAAAUCUGAAAUCCCUGGCUUCACUGGGAAAUAGUUUAAAUCUAAAUGUAGCUAAGAUAUGGAGUAUGGGAAUUUAUAUUUUUUAAAAAUAUGGUAUAAAUAGGUAUAAGACUGAUCACUUGGGCCGUGGUAUUUAUUAUACCAUUUCAAGAAAAUGCCUGGAAUUCUGAUAGAUUGUGCCGACGGAGCUGGUUAUGGGCAACUGAAUUCUUACCUUGCUACUAUCAUCUCCUGACUCUCGGUCUCAACACCAUUCAACACCAUUAAACAUCAACUCUGAUAUAAAAGAUGACGGCAGAGCAUGUUUACAGACCUCAGUGAUUUCAAUACCCAAUUGUGUUGGGGCCUUAGUCAUACUUGUUACGUUAUACACCUUUUUCUUCUUUCCCAGCUGUGUCAUCAGCUACCUCCUCGCUUUUAAGACCCCAGUAAUACAAAGCCACAGCUGGCCGAUCCAUGGCGUCUGUUAUUUCAACGCAAGAACAUUUGGCAGAGGCCAUUACAAUAGAUAGCCAUUAUGGGCAAAGAUACAGGAAUUCACAAACAAAAUCAAUCAUUUCAAAUGGCCCAUAAAAAGAGGAAUCUUACAUUUAAUAUUCUACAGUAAAUAUUCACCCAAGAAAGCGUACAUUAAAAGAACAUUAGGAGGUAAAUAUUCACUGUGCUGCGUGGGGACUUUGCUGUGUGAUUUCCAUUAUGGUUAAUGGGUGUUUGGUAGCUAAGUCCCUGUGCUUCACUAACCCUGGGAUAUGCUCCUAAGGGCUAGACAUAAAACCAGAGUGAUUCAGGAACUUCCAAGGUCCUAAGAUUUCAGAGUGAGAGCUUUUCUUCAAAAAAAUAAAUUAAAGCAAAACAUAAAAUGCUGUACCUGAAAGAGAAAUUUGUGUGUGUUCUCUCAGAAUCCUGACAUUACUGCCAGGUAUGUGCGUCAGAUUCCAAACAGCACCUCUCAGGACAGAUUACCUUUGUUUCCUGAAAUAGUCUCCAUUACCGAUCUGUUUUAAUUACAUUAUAAUUGAAGGAUAUAAUCUUAUUUUAAAAUAAAAACUCACCUCAAAAGUUAGAAUUAUUUAAAUGAAUGCUAAGUAAAAGUAAAAGGAAUAAACUGGAAUUUUGUCCAGAUUCAUACUGUCUUUUGUGAGCAUAUCCAUACCAAUUUAAUACCCACCCAAAUAUUUGCCCUUACGAAGGAGUGACCUCAUUUCAGAAAUAUACCCUGAAUUCCACUGGGGUGAUGAUUCAGACUGUUAAUUCGGAUUUACUCUGAGAUUCCUCUUCUCUCUGCAGUGUUAGGAGGUGAAGGUAACACUCCUACAUGUUUCAUACCUGACCCAACCCUUCCUUCCAUCCUCACUGCUUCUCUCUGGAACCUCAAUCCCAUCCUUCUGCCAUCAUUCUCUUGAUUGUCUUCUAUCGUCUACACUGGGCUCUUAAAUCAGCAGUCUUUGGAGGCUGUAAAGGUCUUCCGUGUAGGUUUUUUAACUAGAGACCUACCUGGGGAACAGGUUUGGGGUGGGCUGUGCCAGGCAAUGAGCAUAGUAGGAGGGAGGACUACAUCUGGCUCCAGGACUAGGUACUUCAGAAGCACCAUCCUGCUGCUCCCCAGACUGGGGGAGGGGUGGAGGGAGCCUCAAGACAGAUUUUCUGUGCUAAAACUAGGAUGAGUCCCAGACAAACUGGGCCAGUGGGUCAGGUCACCCUACAGAAGGGCCACCUCAAAGAGAACUAUAAUACUAAGACGUUGCGGGGAGAAGUGAAUCCACUGCCUAUGUUCUAGCUCAUGCCAGAAGAUACUCUGGAGUGGAGAGAGGUGAGAGAGUGUCUGUCGGCUUAAAAAUGAAGAGGAGUAAGCCCUCCAUUCCAGCUCACUCAUCCCCUCCUACUCAGGAUACUGAGCCACCAUAGAAAAGCAAAAAAAGGCUGCGAUCCUGUUUGUUUUUACUCAGUGCCCUAAUAUUGUAUGCUACCUUGGAUUGUUCAUGUCUCUUUACGUAUGUGUCCUGUUAGCCUAACUAGAUUGUAAGCUCUGUGAGAGCAGGGACAGUUUCUCCUUUGUCUUUGUAGCCCCAUGCCUAGUACAGUGCCUUGCACACAAUAGGCGCUCAAUAAAUGUCUGUUGUUGAUGAUGACCUCUAAUGGUGGCCCAUUGGAUUGGUAACCAUAUAUGUUCUUCCAUUUGAAAGUGCAGGAGACAGAAUAGGGGAUGAAGUAGUUAAAUUUUAAGUGGGUUUUUACAGGGUCAGUCCUCAAACCUGUAACGUUUUUAAUCAACAGAACUGACCUAGAUUUGGAUAGGAUAAUGUAGCUGUAUUCAUUAGGCUUGUUAAUGUUGGCCAUACUGAACACAGAGACAAAGUGAAGUUCAGCAAGCUUUGUGUUCUCGCUGUUAGCAAGCUGCUCUUAGCACAAAUUAAAUUUAAUAUUGACAAAUGCUAUAACAUACGUAGAAGCAGCCCAGGCUCUGACUCCUCUGACAAAAGGGAGGCUAAAAUGAGAUGAGUUCUCGCCUGCCUUCAACUUGACAGCUUCCCGAAGCUGCCGGGAAUUCCAACUGAUGAUUUCUGAGGGUCUAAACAAUUACGUAUACAUUUAUCUUAAAAUCAAAAUGAAACAAACAAAAAACCCCCAAAACACUUUUGUUUCCAUGAAGCAGAUCCCAAAUGCUUUCAGCCCUACCGGAACGUGAGGGGAAAGGAGAACUCUUGGGAGAAGUUGCCCUCAGGUGGAGCAUUCCCAUCACCGUCUUGAGUCGCCGCCUGGCCAGUAUCUGGUGUCCAAUU